AUGAAACUAAAGUCUCGAAGUCGGGUUAAGCGAGCGUUUAUGAUUAUUACUAAAGAAGUUUACACCGAGAAGCCCAACAGUCUUAUCACCAAAAUCGACAAAUAUAUUGAAUCGAUUGUAUUUUGCUUGAGUGCGUCAAAUUGGAGGCAAGUAUAUACCUAUGCUAGUAGUCGAGUCAAAGCUUUGAAACAUGAGCAUGGCUUCCAUCAAGGGAUGGAAGCCGCCCCAACGUCAUUAGCGAACUCUCCAUCCCAAGCUGGGCAUGAUUCUGUGCUUUAUAAGUUGGACGUAAUCGCAUUACAGUACCUGGACAGCCAUAGGCUCCAAGAGGUUUUGACAGAUUUCAUGUCUUGGUGUCCCAAUACACAUAAACCUAUUCAUCGCCACAUAAUGGAGUAUUUCAUCCAACACAGCAUGAUUUAUUGGAUCCAAUGCCAUCCAGAAACAGUGGCCAGGGAAUCGGAAAACCCAUCUGGGGAACUUCGCGCUCAAAGCACUCGUCUUUUUGAUUAUUUAUUCAAAAGCUCGACAGAAAAUAGAACGUUUGUAUCGUGGGCAUUUCUAUCCAUGCUAAGCUUACUAAUUCCUGAUGGAUUCCAAAUAGCUGUAGCUGGCUACAAUGAAAGUGAUGGUGAAGCGAUCAAAAGCCCUCGGUUCCAAUUUUUGGAACUUUUGCAUAACAUGAGCAGUGACAUGAUGGUAAUUGCCCCUCAAUCCUCAUCUGUAUCGGUGGGGUCAGUCACAUCUCAGAGAACUCUGGGAAUUUGCGCCACAUGUUAUUCAAUAUUUGCAUUAGCUGCUUCAAACAUCAUGCAAAUCCAUGAACAUGUUUUUAGCCAACUGCCGAUUGUAGAGUACGCGACCCUGAUUUAUCCGUCAUUGCUUAAUAUUUUAUUCAACCAGAUGGACAGUAUUCCUUCGUUUGCAAAAAUUGAUUAUUUGCAAUCAAGAUUCAUUAGUUCGUAUCUCGUUUUGCGGCCCGGUGAUGCAAUGAAGGAUCUCAUUGGAAAUCUUCCCAACCCGUCAUUUGCAUUACGAUCCAAAAGAAAUAUCAUUGUCGGUCUCAGGAGCAUGCAGAGCCGGGCUGAAGGAGGAGAAAUCCUGAAUAUGGUCAUGAAUCUCUACAAUUAUGAAUUCAUUGCUUUCUGUGAACUGAUAGCAACAAAGCUUCAGGAAUUUGAAGAGAUAUCAGACUAUGGUAGUGAGUUUAGUCUUCAUGUCGAAGCAUUAAAGUACGCACUUGAUAUCCUUCUCACCCAUAGUCAGCACGCUUUCGACCAAGUGCCUGAAUCAUUUUCUACAGCAAUAAUAAAAUGCUCUACAAGCAAGAAUGAGCUUCUACGCACGUCCGUUACACAAGUGCUACUUUCCUUCGUUAAGCGACAGACAGGACAAUCAGAGGGUGAUAGAAUUGACAAUGAGAUCAAGGAGAGGGUCUCGCUUGAUGAAACUGGCCAUAUUUUAUUCCCCAUUUAUGACGGCAUCUCUAUGAAUAUUAGAUCGUCAGUGGAAGCGAUAAUAUCAAUGCCUCUGACUUCAAAACAAUUGGAAAAGGAGUUAAUGAAAGUGCACGAGCUCUUAACAUCGAGAGAUAGCAUCAAUAAUUCUUAUUCAUUUAGGGACAAUGUUAUAGAAGAUCCUCAGAAUCGCCUGGCUUUAGGGGAAGGACUGGAGACUGCUAUGGUACUUUGUUUGUGUUCGUCGAAUAUGGACAUAUGUAAACUGGCAAUGGCUAAUAUUCGACUGAUGGUUCAAGAAGCCAUGCUCCUCGAAGAUUUUGAAAAUGUUCAGGAAUCAAGUUGGUCUAUUAUGCUCAACUUCCAUGUGUAUUCUGAAAUAUCAUCUCAGACAUCAUUUUACACCCCGAUUGCCAUCCAAAAGAAGCUUUGCCGCUUAUUUCAAACUGUACAUACUCCAUCUGAUGCAUUGAUCAGAGUUUGGACGGUAAUCCACGGCCGCUGGUCCGUGCUCAAUGCUCAAAUGCUAAGUGAACCAACCAGAGGUUCUGAUUUCUCAUCUAUGUCAAAGGAAUGGAGAUGUUACUAUGGCAUACUCAGCUCACUAUUAAUUCCACUCUUGAACCCAGAAGGUGGUGUGAAAGUAAAAGACAAUGUCCAUUUCAAGGCAAGGCAGUUUUUGUACGAUUCUGUGAAUUUCCUGGUUUCAGACUCUGCUAUCGUCCGUGAGACAAGUCGUGAAGUUUUGGCCAAUGACGUCGGCCCAUUAGCUUACCAUCACGUUUUGAAGCAGUUGUCAGGAAUGAUAGAUUCCCAUAUCAUGGUAGUUAUGGACAGCCAAGAAAACGGUUCUCAUAAUGAGAGCUCGGCUCAAGAUAAACCUCCUUUGCCACCUCGUCCGUCAUCUUUUAUUGCCACAAAAGUCAAUUCCCUCAACACGCUUUUAGGACAAACCUCGCUAUUAGUUCGAAGUAUUAUUGAACAGUUACAACAGGAUGAUAUCUACAUAUCAGUUGAUAUUGGAGCGCUGGCACUGAAAAUCGUGCGUUAUAUCAAUACAACAAAUUUCGAUAUGGAGAUUUUGAAGCUGGUUUUAAGGGUGUGUCAGCUUUUGGAAACAAUUGGUAAGACUGCAGAAUCAUUGAAUAUGAAGCAUGAUUCUCGUAUUCGCAACGAACUAGUUAUGAGCGUAUCUGAAUGGUUUGAGCGAGCAAUUAAUUUUGACUGUCACAAUGCUGUUGAGAAUAAGCUAGUGGCCGAGAAAUGCCGGCUUGUUAGAGAGAUUUGUGUAAACACUUCGAAAUGUCUAUCCGAGUUAUUGAAUGGCCUUUCCAUUGAGGUUCCUGAUGGUGUUCAUGAAAGAGAUAUGAUCUCUGCAAAAUUUAACACUUUUAACAAUCUGUUCUCAUUGUUUCUCAGAAGCUUACAAAGGUGUAAAGAUGAUCCUCCUGUGAUUGUCCCCACAGUCUCUGACACUGUAUCUGUAACUUCCUCUACGUCUGCAGUUAACUCCGUAUCAUCGGUGCCUCUUCCUACCCCAUUCAGACUUCUUGACAAGGCACCAAUAAUUCGAGAGAACGCAAUUGCUUGCUUAUCAAAGCUAUUGAAUGCUAACGUAGAGGUGGGUCUGCGCACUGCGCUACCGUUGGGAUACCAUGAAGAUGAAACCCUCAGGCUAGCUUUCCUUGAAAUUUUCCGGAAUAUCCUAAGUAAGGAAACAAAGUAUACGUCUGAUUAUAGCGACAACCUUAGAUACGAGGAAUUGGUUGAUUUCUUGGUGUCCAAUAUCAGAAUCACUCUAUCUCUGUGUGACAUAUGCCCAGCAUCUGAAGCUGAUGAAUUUUCUACAGCUAUUUUGGGGGCUUUUGAGUUUAGAGGCAAAGGGUUCUCGUUAGUGAAAGCAGCCUUAACAAAGGAGAUAGAGCAAACAAACUUUGCUUCAGACAUUUUACGAAGAAAUUGUGUGGCGACGAAACUUCUCUCAUUGUAUUCAAAGUCGCGUGGCCAUCAGUACCUACAGUCGACGCUAGGGUCGUUUGUUAAUAAUAUUGCCAGCCGACCAGACCUGUAUGCCUUUGAGAUAGACAACAACAAACUGAAGAAUCCAGAUGAAGAGAUGAAGCCCAAUUUUGUAAAGUACGAACGCUGUCUUAACGAGUUGUUUACAGCACUUGAGUCUAGUGAAGCUUUGAUUCCAACUUCGUUCAGAGAAAUAGCGUCGGCUAUUAGUCGUGCUGUGUCUUUGAAAUUCCCGGAGUACAAGGAAAGCGCUGUUGGGAGCUUCUUUUUCUUAAGGUUUUUAUGUCCAGUUUUGGUUUCCCCUGAACAGGAGGGCCUGUUGUCUGCGCCACCGUCGCGAGACAUUAGAAGGUCUUUUUUACUGUUAGCAAAGGCAGUCCAAAACAUCUCGAACUGCACCUCUAUUGCUGCCACUCAUGGAUCUACUAGUCACGACGUUGAUGGGUUUGGCGGUGAUACCAAUGAUAAAAAGCAAAGAAUGCAAAGGUUUUUAAGCUCUCUCAGCUCUACUGAUGAGGACACUGAGGUGAUUAGCGAUGACACCUCCUCUCAGGGUUCUAUUAAUCCUAAAAUGAUGGACUCAGACCACCUCCGUGUUUUACACACAUUUGUAUAUAAUCACUGGGAUGAUGCUCAUCAUAAGAUUCUGAUCGAGCAGAGAAAGAGACGACUAAUGCGUGCUCAGUCGCCUGCUACAAAUGGAGCGACUAAUGGUAAUGGAGCUGAUAUAUCUAGGCUGAAGGGCAGUUUCUAUGAUGAGCUAACAUCGUCAGGCCAGCCACCACCACCUACGUCAUUUGCACCUACGUUUGGUCGUCGUACUCAUCAGCGUUCCCAGAAAUUCAUACCAGGUAACGUUUCCAACGGCUCAAAUAACCAUUAUCGACGGUCAUCAAGCUCGUCACAGAAUGGGGCUUUAGCUACGGCUGCCUCCGCGUCGGCAAUAGGUAUCGUCGGAGAAGUUGAGAUUGAGGCCAAUCGCAGAUUUUCAGCUCUAGUACGCAGUCUUGGUAGACCGCGAACACCAAAAGCUCGGAAAGCAACGGCUGUGGAGUCACGAAGUCACAUUAAUCCUGGUAGUCGGCUAAAUGAGUUUAUGGCUAGGAAUGAAGACCGCGAUCUCAGCACUGUAAUUGACCAAAGGGUAGUCCAUGAGGGCAUCGCAUUGGACGGUUCGCCAGUAAUGUUAGUCACCUACCGAAAUUAUGACCGAGAAAAAUUGGACAGUGAACUUGUCCUUUAUCGAUUCUUUCAGGUUGCAAACAGGAUGUGGUCAGACAAGUUUAGUCUGUUUUAUGAUUGUACGAGCUGUACUCCUUCACACUUGCUAUCAAACACAGUAAGAACAAUUAGAGAUACAAUGGUUCCACCCGAGAUGGCAGCAAACUGUACGACUGUCUAUUACUACAAUGUAUCUACGAAGUUUUUACCGGCAUUGAAGUCCUUUUUACGGAACUAUGAAUCUGGAACUUACAUGAAUCCCGUGAAUACAAAAUAUGUUUUCCUGACAACUGCAGAUAUCAACACUGUCUGUAAUGUUCACGGACUCAAUCUUGACCAACGCUCUGUCAAAGUCAUUGAUGAUGCUAGGUUGAUUUACCAGGGUGGAAAAAUGCUGUCUUCAGAUAAUAAUUUCUACCCUGUUACGGUCAAAGUUGGAAACGAGUACUUGCAACUUCAUGGUGAGAGGCCCUUUAAUUAUAUUAGAAAUUCACCAGGACUUUGCAAUGAUGUGUAUCAUUUAUCUGAAAUUCGAGAGAUUACUCAUUCCAGGACAACCUCGAGGCCAGAGGAGUUUACCAUCGAAAUGAUUGACGGCGAGAAGGUCAUUGUCCUUCAUAAAAAGAAGAAUGAGAUCAUUAGGGCCAUUAUGAACGCAAAAUCAAGAUUGCCAGAAGAGGCUCGGGAAGUUAAUGAUUCUCUGGUAAUGAACCUUGAAGAUGGCUUAGGUUGUUUCCUGAAUAUUGGUUUCUCGAAUCUUUGUUCAAACAAUUCUGCACUUCAGGAGGCAGCGUUUAACCUGCUUGCAAUGAUACCAGAGAGGUUCAAUAUCAGUUUUGGAAGAGAGAUAAGAGGAGGUAAAGGAUUUGGCAUUCCUAAGAAAGAGGUUAGUAUGUCAGUGGUAUUUAGUGAAGUGGUUGCUAGCACGCAUAUUGAAUUGACAUAUGACUUCCUUCUUGAGUUUAGCAAGUCAUUCAAAUCAUUCUCGAAAGAACAAGGUAAUAAUGCCAUACUUUACGCUGCUCCCUGGGUUAAAAAUAUUUAUAGCGCUCAAAGAGAAGGCGGAAAAGAUGCAGCGAGCCUUAUUAGGAUCUUUUUAGACAUUGCAGUUUGGAGCCCAGAUCAUUAUACCAGUUUAUUGUUGAACUUUUGGCCAGCUUUAUGCUUACAGGAAGAGCUUACGGAUAUUCUUGUUGACGAGGUAAUUCGAUUUGCUGUUGAACGCGGAUCCCAAGAUAUGGAGAUUGAAGAUGUGCUGGCUGUUUUGACUUCUUGUCCUACAUUAAGUAUUUGUGGUACCGUUAUCACAAGGUGCAGAAAGAUUCUCAAUAAACCAUUGCCUGCGAAUGAAAGAUUGCUGACAAACCAUCCUGAUUGGACGGAGCUGGAUGUUUUAAUUAGACUGGUAGGUUCAUUGUCGUUUGAAUCACUAUUAAUUGCCGAAGUUUACUUGCCCGAGAUAAUUUUGUUGGUAUCCUCUCUUAUUUACACUGGGCCAUAUUCGUUCAGAAAUGCAUUGUGCAAUCUUCUUGUUAAUGUGCUUCAUGCGUUUUCUUGUUGUGAUAGAAUAUCAUCAGAUCAGAGAUCACAUCUGAUUUCGAUUUGGGCAGACUUAACGUCAACGAAGGGCAAAUUGCUCUUUGGACUGAACGAUGAUAUGAAAGAUAUUAGCUAUGACUAUUUCAGCUUAGCAUCUAUAUCUCACAUCGAGAAUUUCUGCUUGAUCCUAAUGGAUAUUAUUGCCAGUGCGAGUCCAUCAAUUCAAAAGGCAAAUGUGUGGCGGUCGCGUUGGAGUAGUUUGGUAAUCAAUGCUUGUUUUGCUGACAACCCUUCAUUGCAGUGUAGGUCGUUUUUAGUUUUAGGGUCAUUGGCUAAGAUUGAGGUUGAAGAUGCUGUAGUAACUCAGGUGUUGAAGGUUCUAUACGACUCCUUAACUUCAACUAAGAACCAGAUGCUAAACGAAGAGUAUUGUGUAUGUACUCUCAUUUGUUUAACCAAGAUGAUGGACGGGCUAAGCGAUCAAUCUGCUUAUCAUUCAAGGAUGUUUUGGCUUGGAGUUGCCCUUCUUCAUUCACAAAAUUCGAAUCUCUUUAGCCAUGGUUUACUUCUUAUCGAAGCCAAUCUUCGAACUUUGGAUAACUUAGGUGCGUUCAAAGACAUUAGUAUUGCCGAGUUUCUGCUUGAAGGACGUCAGUGUUUUGAAAGUCAAUGGGGUCCAAUUCAGGAGUUAAUGGAUGUUAGGUUUAGCGUUGAGUACUUUGAUUUGUGUUUGUCGGCAGUUGUUUUGAAAGGCAUGGAAAAGGCAUCGACGAGAGUUGAUAGUCUGCAAGCCUUAGAAACGUUUCUUGAAAUAAGCUCCAAAAACAGUGUGAAAGUGCAGCAGAGUAACAAGUAUGCUUCCUAUCUCUGUUAUUUAUACUUUUUGUUCCUCGGUUGUAGAAGUCAGUCUGAGUUAAAAGAUCUUCUAUGGGUCGCCGGGUAUCCGGAUGACCACAUGAAUGAAGAACUUGUGAAUGAUAACGACCUUCCAGCUCUCUUGGAGGAAUAUAUCAGUCAAAACUCAUUUGACACGACGAUAGCACUUUAUUUAGGUGGUCAGCUUUUCCGAUCUAGCAGUGAAUAUGAUGUUUCUGGCCUGAGGUUUCUAGGCAGUUUACGGUUUGUAGGUGAGACAAAUCUUGCUAAAAAGUGCAUGGUAUAUGCUACUGUUCGUUCCCGACUUCUGAAACUCACUGAGUUCGGUAGUCAAAAACCAAUGAUGAAAAGUAUUCUGGCAGCAGGAACCGGAAUGUUGGUCAAUUAUGAGGAAUUCCGUAAGUUGGCUCAAUAUAGAGCGCAACUAGAGGAAAUGCUUGAGCAAAGUGGAUUCAAACCGUUACCAGAUCAUGAUGAGAACAUUGUGACCUCUUCUUCUGUCAGUACUUUUAGUCAAACAAAUGAAAUCGGAUCGGAUAUGAAGUCACGUCUAGCUAGUCUUGUCAAGGGAAUUAUUGUCAAGGAUUUAUGA
This is a messenger RNA of Sugiyamaella lignohabitans, 7704 nucleotides long. RefSeq names its product Ras GTPase activating protein IRA2 (gene IRA2). The transcript has a single exon. Gene Ontology annotation, biological process: regulation of GTPase activity. The coding region runs from base 1 to 7704 and encodes 2567 amino acids. NCBI's taxonomy places the organism in Eukaryota, Fungi, Ascomycota, Dipodascomycetes, Dipodascales, Trichomonascaceae. The record is from RefSeq and is a predicted model, not a curated record.